AUGGAAAACACAAACGUAAUCGCCUGGCUGCUCCCCUCCAGCACCAACCUGCCCGCCAUGGAGGCCGUCCGCAUUCCCCAGAACGCCGCCAGGAGGGUCGAAGCCGUACCCUCGUCCUACGACCCCGUCGUCCAGACCCCGAACCCGGACGCCGCCCCCUCCACGCCCACCAUCGAUCCGUCCGUCCUCACCAGGACCUCAUCCCCGUCCGGAAACCCCCGUCCGGCGCUCGAGCUGUCCUUCACCAGCCCCCCUAGGAACCACGUCGGCUUCGUCCUCGGCACCGACCCCGACGUCUGCGACGUCGUCCUCCCGCCCCUGGUCGGCAUCAGCCCCGUCCACUGCCACAUCACCUUCGACGCCGACAGGCGCCUCGUCCUCCGCGACACCUCCGAAGCAGGCACCGCCGUCUGGUACGACGGCGCCAGCUCCGGCGACCGCCGCCGCGAGUCCUGGGCCCUGAGUGCCGGCUGCACCUACGCCUUCCCCGCCAUGGUCGACCGCGUCGUCGUCGACAUCCAGACCGUGCGCUUCCAGGUCCUCGUCAACGAGUCCCACAUGCUGCGGCCCGACGCCUACCGGGACAGCGUCGACGCCUUCAUGGCCAGCCUCGCGAGCGGCUGCAGCGUCGUCGAGGAGGGGGGGGAGGGCCUCGUUGACGAGGAGGAGGAGGGGGGCCUCGUCGACGGCGUCGCCAAGAGCAUCGUAGGGAAGCUGCCCGUCGUCACGCAGCGGGACGACGAACUGUGCGACUUUUACUACAACUUCGACUUCGACCUCGGCUUCGGCCUGACCUACGGCGACCACUACGACUACGGCUACGACUUGGACUACGACAUGUUGGACGACGACGACGCCGUCGACGACGUCGAUGACUGCGACAGGAUAGACUUCCUCCCGUCCGUCCCGUCCGUUGUCCCGCCCGUGUACGUCAAGUACCUCCUCACCUCGGACGACGGCGCGCCGCCCGAGACCUACCUCUGGAACACGACGCGGCCCUGGGAGCCGAUGAUCAAGGUCGCUUGCUGA
Molecule: messenger RNA, 1029 nt
Organism: Colletotrichum graminicola M1.001
Lineage: Eukaryota; Fungi; Ascomycota; Sordariomycetes; Glomerellales; Glomerellaceae
Exons: 1
Coding region: 1-1029 (342 amino acids)
Molecular function (GO): protein binding
Source: RefSeq, a predicted model, not a curated record